UCAGCCAGGGGAAGAGAUGCGCCAGCCCCAGCUGCUGCUGGCCCUGCUGCUCCUGCUCUCCUGCCCAUGGGCCAAUACUAGUGCUUUGCGGAGUCAGAUCAUGGGGGGCCAUGAAGCUCAGCCCCACUCCCACCCUUACAUGGUGUUCCUGAAGACUGAUAGGUUUUUCUGUGGGGGCUUCCUGGUGGCCCCUUCCUGGGUGAUGACGGCUGCACACUGCCUGGGGAACACCACAGUCAUCCUAGGGGCUCACAGCAUCAACGAACUAGAGGGGAGCCAGCAGAUCCGGGGAGUUCUCAGACACCACCCGCACCCUGAAUACGACCCCAACACGGUGUCCAACGACAUCAUGCUGCUCAAGGGAGACUCUGGUGGGCCUCUGGUGUGCAAUAACGUGGCUAAAGGGAUUGUUUCCUUCGGGUACGAAAAUCCUCCUGGGGUCUACACCCGCAUCGCCAACUACCUGCCCUGGAGCAGGAAGACCAUGAAGAAGUAG
Messenger RNA from Struthio camelus australis, 496 nucleotides. The record is from RefSeq and is a predicted model, not a curated record. Lineage: Eukaryota; Metazoa; Chordata; Aves; Struthioniformes; Struthionidae.